Molecule: messenger RNA, 751 nt
Organism: Aricia agestis (brown argus)
Lineage: Eukaryota; Metazoa; Arthropoda; Insecta; Lepidoptera; Lycaenidae
Exons: 3
Coding region: 1-720 (239 amino acids)
Source: RefSeq, a predicted model, not a curated record
AUGUGGCGGUGGUUGCUUGUGUGGCAGACCGCUGUGGUCUUGGUGGGGGGCACGUUGGACAUACGCUUCUUCAACUCCGGAAGAUACAGCGGUGGUUCACAGAUUAACUGCGUCGAUUAUCCUUGGCAGACAGAUUUUUCGUAUACAGGCUGGCGCGCACCCAGAACAGCUCCGUUGUACGCCACCUUCAAGCUCCGACCGACUCCUGCCACCAUAGAUGGCAUCACGCGAAGGAUAGACUACCUCCUAGCCAACAGAGACGAGAUCAUCAAAGAACAUGCCAAACUGGUGCAAGAUAUCAACAGCAUGCGCCAGGUCAUGUAUGUAGCGCCCUUAGCAGACGAAAAUAGGGAUUACGAUGAGUCCAUCUACCAUGAAAUCAUUGAAACGACCUCCACGACCAGCAGACCUACUACUCCUAGACCACAGAAGAGGGAGCAUACCCAGAAGAACGGGAUACCGGUUAUUUUACUUGGUGGUUCCAGCCAGAAGCAGCAUUUAGUGAUGAGUCCACCGGUUAGAGUGAAACAGAGUAUUAGUUUAGUUGGAUCAUCAGUGACUCCGCUUGUCAGACAUCCUUACCCGUUUGUGACGACGGCGUCUACUCGCCACCCCGUCAAAAUCUGCAUGGCAUCUCCUGCCACUUAUACCACUACAACCAAAAGACCAUCAUUCUUAGAAAGGUUAAUAAGGUCUAUUCUACCAAAAUACAUAGGAUAGCACAUAUUGUGAUAUAGUUACGAGCGGUAUU